This is a messenger RNA of Seriola dumerili (greater amberjack), 1825 nucleotides long. Its product is annotated as zinc finger protein 385D-like. Lineage: Eukaryota; Metazoa; Chordata; Actinopteri; Carangiformes; Carangidae. The transcript has 9 exons. The coding region runs from base 66 to 1310 and encodes 414 amino acids. Gene Ontology annotation, cellular component: nucleus. Gene Ontology annotation, molecular function: zinc ion binding; nucleic acid binding. The record is from RefSeq and is a predicted model, not a curated record.
GUCUGCCUGGGGAUGAAAGAUACUUUGAUCAAACACUGAACAAUCGGAUUUCACUUGGUGCCGCCAUGUAUUUUGGUAAUGUGUGUCACAGCGUUGUGCCGCCACUGGCCCGUCCCACGCUGUGCAGGACCCAGCCCUCCCCCGACCCGAAGCCCCUCCUCCCCUUCCACCUGCUGCCUGGAUUCACUGAUUCCCAAACCCCAAAUUACUCUGCACUGGAAAAUGGAGAAACUGGAACCAAUAUAUUUUGGAUGGAUCACGUCCAUAAAGCUGUGAUUGGCCCAGGCUUCGGGCUCACCUCGCCGCUGAAGAGGAAGCCCAGUUCCUGCGGAGUCUGCCGACUGAGGUUCAACUCUGAAGUGCAGGCUUCCUCCCAUUACAGUGGCACCAAACAUGCAAAAAGGCUGAAAGCUCUGGACGCCCCAGAUUCAAAGAUCAGGACCUCUGAACCAGUCGCCAAGGAAACCACAUCGCAAAUCCUCUCGUCACCCUGCUCACAGCCCUCCAGCUCUGAAACAACAUCAGUAGAACCCUCAGCCCCAAACUCUACCUCCGAGGCGGCACCACUGAGCAGCGGCCCCACUGAAACUGUGAAAGCGCCCUCGGAAACCUCGCUGUCACCCAGCCCGAGGACAACAGAGAAAGAGACACAAAGAGAUGGAGACGUGGGGGUUGCUCCCGAGGAGGAGACGGAAGAAGAGAAAGCUAUACGUCUUCUCUACUGCUCCCUCUGCAAGGUGGCUGUCAACUCUGCCUCGCAGCUGCAGGCCCACAACAGUGGCACUAAGCACAAGACAAUGCUCGAGGCUAGAAGUGGCGAUGGGGCCAUCAAGUCGUUCCCGAGGACGGGGGUGAAGGCCAAGUUGGCCGUGCCGUCUGAGUCGUCAACUGGACUCCAGAACAAAACUUUCCACUGUGAGAUCUGCGAUGUGCACGUGAACUCCGAGACUCAGCUCAAACAGCACAUCAGCAGCAGGAGACACAAGGACAGAGCAGCAGGUAAACCAGCCAAGCCUAAGUUCAGCCCCUACACUCCUACCCAGCGUCACCAGAGUUUCCAGGCAAUUCGGCUGGCUCUACGGAAGAACCAAGACCUGACCAAACCUCUGGCCUCGUGUCUCCUACAGCGUCAACUUUCCGUUGCUGCUGCUGCUGCUGCCAUGGCAACGCUGCCCCCCUUCCCUCUCCGGCCUGCUUCAAACUCGAGCCCUGCCCUGUUUCAGAGUCAGCCCCUCCCCCAGGCGCUGCUGCAUCCAGCCCCUGGACCCAUCUGUUCAACACACACACCAGUUCUGUUUUCUCCCUACUGACCCCGCCGACGUCUCAAUCAGCUCUGAACUACAGCUGAACGCAGACCUGAGACCUGAACAAGAUGUGAUAUAAGACAGGCUUGCUGUACUCCACAUGCCAACAGAUACUGUGGGUGUCAUGGACCAAGACUGAAGACUGUUUGCUGGGGCCAGAACCAUACGACAGGUUGGGAUGGAGGAAAUACAAAGCAGCAAAUGAGCUGUGAUAUGAGCGUGUGUGUGAAUGUGUGAGUGCAUGCACAGAUGUAGCCAUCACAGAAGUACAACUUUUUACAGCGUUUUUGCUCUAUUCCAUUAACUUUUAUAGAUUUAUAGAUAAUCUGUAUAACAUUCAAGAAAGUCCCUCUUAAAAUGGACUUUGCAGUUUAACAUAGAUUUAAGAAAGAUGCAGAAUGGUGAACUUCCAUGAUGACUAUAACUCUGUGUGUUUGCGUGUACAGAUAUGCAUAUAUGACCGAAAGUAUGAAUGCCAAUCAGCAUGCUUGACUCAAGAUGUUUAUUAUUUUCCAAUAAAA